Andrographis paniculata is the source of this 1529-nucleotide messenger RNA. Its product is annotated as serine/threonine-protein kinase D6PKL2-like. Lineage: Eukaryota; Viridiplantae; Streptophyta; Magnoliopsida; Lamiales; Acanthaceae. The record is from RefSeq and is a predicted model, not a curated record. The transcript is spliced from 2 exons. Gene Ontology annotation, molecular function: ATP binding; protein serine/threonine kinase activity. Gene Ontology annotation, biological process: protein phosphorylation. Gene Ontology annotation, cellular component: nucleus; cytoplasm; plasma membrane. The coding region runs from base 172 to 1416 and encodes 414 amino acids.
ACCAAAUCCAAUACUAAAAAACAACAAUUGACUCUAAGCAAUCCAGCCGAAGAAGAAUGCUGCCGCAGCGAAACAGAAACCACCACCACCACCACCACUGCCGCCAGUUCAGGCGCAGUACACAGUGCCGAUUGGGGUUCGGGUCCGGGUUUGGAUCCGGGCGCGGUGAGAAUGUCGAAGCCCCACAGAGGUGGGGAGGAUCUCCGGUGGGAGGCGAUUGAGCGCGUGGAGGCGACGUACGGCCGGCGGUUGGGGAUCGGGGAUUUGAGCCUUCUGAAGAAGCUGGGAUUCGGCGACAUCGGGAGCGUCUAUUUGGCGGAGCUGAGGGGCGGCGGCGCCGGCGCCGGCGAAGGGUGUCUUUUUGCGGUGAAAGUGAUGGAGAAAGAAAUGCUGGUCCGGCGGAACAAAGUCCGGCGAGCGCAGACGGAGAGAGACAUAUUGGGGUUGCUGAAUCACCCGUUUCUUCCCACGCUUUACUCCCAUUUUGAAACCCCUAAAUUUUGUUGCCUUUUGAUGGAGUUUUGCUCCGGCGGCGACCUCCAUUUGCUCCGCCAGCGGCAGCCCGGCAAGCGCUUCUCGGAGCAUGAAGCAAGGUUUUACGUAUCGGAAGUCCUACUCGCGCUCGAAUACCUACACAUGAUGGGAGUUAUUUACCGCGACCUAAAACCCGAAAACAUUUUGGUACGCGAAGACGGCCACAUUAUGCUAUCCGAUUUCGACUUGUCGAUGAGGUGCUACGUGGAUCCGACCCUUGUUGCAUCCAUGGACAUUAAUCCAUCGUCGUUUUGCAUCCGACCAUCGUCUUGUCUACGCCCUUCUUGUCUAAAACCGACCAUAAAAUCACGUAAAAAAAUUACAUCAUCAGCCUACGGUCCGGACGCAUUGCCGGUUCUUGUGGCGGAGCCGACAACGGCCCGGUCGACGUCGUUCGUCGGGACCCACGAGUACUUGGCGCCGGAAAUUAUCUCCGGCGCCGGCCACGGCAGCGCCGUCGACUGGUGGACGCUCGGAAUCUUCAUGUACGAAUUGUUGUACGGGAAGACGCCGUUCAAGGGCGGCGGCGGGAACCGGGAAACGCUGUUUAAUGUGGUCGGAAAGCCACUGAGGUUCCCGGAGGACGGCGGAGUAAGUUUUCCGGCGAAGGAUUUGAUGAGAGGGUUGCUGGCGAAGGAUCCGAAGAGGAGAUUAGGGUUUAAAAGAGGGGCGACGGAGAUCAAACAGCACCGAUUUUUUGAGGGGGUGAAUUGGGCGCUUGUACGGAGCGGUCCGCCGCCGAGGAUACCGGCGGCGGUGGAGCCGGCGGUGGUGAAGGAGGCUAUAAGGGCGUGUUUGGCGGCGAGUGUGGAGAAGGGUGGGGAGGAUUUGGGAUUAGGAAGGUGUUCUGAUGAUCGUUUUUUGGAUUUUGAGUUUUUUUGAGGAGAUUCUUUUAUUAUUUUUAUUUUUAUUUUUAUUUUGUUGUUACUUCUGUCGUCAAAUUAAAGUUUGGUUAAAGAGCAAAAAACCAAUAUAUGUGUCGACCAAUUUCAUUG